Messenger RNA from Trachymyrmex cornetzi, 588 nucleotides. Its product is annotated as porphobilinogen deaminase-like. The record is from RefSeq and is a predicted model, not a curated record. Gene Ontology annotation, molecular function: hydroxymethylbilane synthase activity. The coding region runs from base 1 to 588 and encodes 195 amino acids. Gene Ontology annotation, biological process: heme biosynthetic process. NCBI's taxonomy places the organism in Eukaryota, Metazoa, Arthropoda, Insecta, Hymenoptera, Formicidae. Gene Ontology annotation, cellular component: cytoplasm. The transcript is spliced from 2 exons.
AUGCUUCUAAAAGUUGGAACUAGGGCGAGCCCGCUUGCCAUUGCGCAGGUUAAAGCUGUUAUUUGUAAAAUUCAAGAAAAUUUUUCAGAUAUAAAAUGUGAGAUAGUGAAAAUUCAAACGACCGGUGAUAGAUUAUAUCAGGCUGAUUUGCAUUUGCUUGGAGGCAAGGGAUUAUUUCUUAAAGAAAGAGAAAUGCAACUAAUAUCAAAGGAAAUUGAUAUAGCCGUACAUUCUAUGAAAGAUGUGCCGGCUAUUAUUCCAAAAGAGUUAGUUAUAGAUUGUGUUUUAGAAAGAGAAGAUCCGAGAGACGUUUUUAUAUCUCUGAAUGUCAAAUCACUAGAGGAACUUCAUGAAGGAGCAGUAGUCGGAACAUGCUUAAGCAGAAGACGAGCUUUCUUGCAGAAAUUCUAUAAGCAAGUCAAAGUUCAAAAUAUCAGAGGCAGGGAGCUAGGUGUAGAAUGUCGCAUAGAUGAUAGCAGAGUCCUGAAGUCAAUUAAUCAUGCAAAGACUUACUGCUGUGUCUUGGCUGAAAGAACACUUAUGAAGGCAUUUGGUGGAUUGUUCAACUCCAACUGCUGUUUAUGCUAA